Molecule: messenger RNA, 2743 nt
Organism: Pseudogymnoascus destructans
Lineage: Eukaryota; Fungi; Ascomycota; Leotiomycetes; Thelebolales; Thelebolaceae
Exons: 1
Coding region: 1090-2325 (411 amino acids)
Biological process (GO): peroxisome organization
Cellular component (GO): peroxisomal membrane
Source: RefSeq, a predicted model, not a curated record
CUGACGGUGGAGAUAUAGCUGACGCUGUGAGGAUAUUGUUGCUCAUGCUUCGCUUUUCCCUACGGUGUACUUGCAGGUGUACUUGCAGUAGUAAAUAAAAUAGGGCAGAAUAAAGCACUUUUGUCGGAUUUACUCAUGGAUUUCCAACAUAUUACUCCAUAAAAAGAAAGACCUGAGUCGCCUCAUCUAAAGAAAGAUGAUGGGUUCUUGACGCAAUAAUAAAAUAAUAAGGGGUUCCGCUGUAUGUACGUAGGUCCAGACAUCAAGGAUGUGACAGCGCCCUUACCGGAUCCAGCCUAGCCUAGGGUUUAUCGGUGUUCAAUCUGUCUUACACCCAUCUCACGCCGACAUGCCGACACCACCCACUGGCCGACUGGCACAUGCCGAGGACCAUCCUCAGUCCUCAUACCCAACCCCCUCCACCUCCCACGGCGGAAUUCCACGAAAAACACUGUGACAAUCGCGACAGGUCGAUGGAGCGCCGUGGGAUUUAUCGAAUAGUUGAAACAAUCGAAGGGUUUACGAUAAUAGUCGGCUUGAGAGCGUGCACAGCUUGUAGCAUGGUCUGAAUUGCAGAUGUCCACCCCCGCAAUACACGAUACAGACAAUACCUGCGAUACGUUAGACGUCAUCACUGCCUUCCAUCCCAGAACACAGCGACCCCGCGCGCCAGAACGAACGGGCUCAGCCUAACGAGGAAGCCGCAGACGCCUCUACUAGCCCUCUUCGUUUCGCGCCAGACUAACGUCGACCACGUUUGCAGCCAUGGACGAGUAUACCAACGGCGCAUUCGCGAACAGAGACGGACGCGUUCCACUUAUACGAGUCGACAGCCCGAGCUCCCAAUCCGAAGCUAGUCACGACCAGCCAGGGAACGAGAAUAAAGGAAAGAACUACUCGAUUCGAUGGAAGCUUGGAGACAAAGCUCGCAAGAUGGUUGGGCGAUCACCGGAUAACAAGGGCGACAAUGGGGAAAAGGCAGGAAAAGGCGAUAAGGGCCCGAGUAUGCAAGACCGCCUAUUAGAGAAGUACGACACUGUCUCGCCCUACUUUGUUUGUACGACGCGUAUGCUAAUACUAUGAAGGCUGAUGCAGCAGGUCAUACCGGUGGAGGACCAGCCCAGAAACCAGGAAGGCUCUCCAUAUUCAAAUCGCAUCGAACCACCUGCCUUCAGCCUCCCAACCAUGUCCGCAAACUUCCGCCGCUUCAACUCCCGCAUCGGGGUCGUCUUUGCCUUCCAAGCACGUGUGGUCCGCCUCCUCAGCUGGCGGAAAUAUCCACACACCAUCUCCCUCCUCGCAGUCUACACUUUCGUCUGUCUAGACCCCCAUCUCCUCACCGUGCUCCCACUCGCCGGCCUACUCCUCGGAGUCUUCAUCCCGUCCUUCAUCGCACGACACCCCGCCCCCCCAGUCACCCUCUCCACAUCCUUCGAAUACUCCCCCCGCGGCCCUGCCCUCGCACCAGCACCAACCGUCAAGCCCGUCAAAGAGCUCUCCAAAGACUUCUUCCGCAACAUGGGCGACCUGCAGAACUCCAUGGAAGACUUCAGCCAGAUCCACGACCAGAUCCUCACCAAGCUCGCUCCACCCAUGAACUUCAGCAACGAGCCCCUCUCCUCCACCGUUUUCCUCUUCCUCUUCAUGUCCACAGCCGUCAUGUUCAUCGCCUCCCACCUCGUCCCAUGGCGCUUCUGCUUCCUCCUCGGCGGCUGGUUUGUCAUAUUCUCCGGCCACCCCGCCGUAGCUAAAAUACUUGCAAGCACCCACGACCAGCACGUUGCGCCGCGCGAAUCGGAGGCGAAAUCCUGGCUCAACACCUGGGUCGCUAAGGACAUCAUGCUAGACAUGGAGCCCGAGACACGGGAAGUCGAAGUCUUCGAACUACAGAAGAUUGAUAACAGGGGUGAAUGGGAACCUUGGCUCUACUCAGCGAGUCCGUACGACCCACUAGCCGCGCCGCGGAUCGCGAACGAAAGGCCGCGGGGGACGCAGUUCUUCGAAAUGGUGGCGCCGCCGCGGGACUGGGAGUGGAGCGAGAAGAAGUGGAAGUUGGAUCUGUGGAGCAGGGAGUGGGUAGAGGAGCGCAUCAUUACGGGGGUGGAGGUCGAGACGGAGGGCGAGAGGUGGGUGUAUGAUAUUCACUAUGAGGGUUCGAAUCCGGAGCCGGGGCUGCGCGAGGCGACGGGGAAGGUGAGCCAGAAGCCGAAGCCGACGUGGGAGGAGGGCGUUGAGGGUGAGGGGAAGAAGGGGCAGUGGAGGAGGAGGAGGUGGGUGAGGUUGGUGAAGAGGGUUGUGGUGACAAAAUCUCCGGGGGAGGGCUGAGAUGAUGAUGAUGAUGAUAUUUAUUUACGUCCAGUGGGACGCGGGUGUAACCCGUGGCCCUAAGACCUCCCGAAGGGUAUAGGGACGUGCUAAGCUAUGGGUUUAUGUAUAGAGUAUGACCUUUAGAGAGCAGUUCUUGCGUGUUUACGUGGCUGUAAGGCCCGUUAACUAAGCGCCUUCCCUGCUAGUUGGGAUGGUGUCAGGUUUGCUAGUAGAGGGCGGUGCCUUAGGGGUUCUCCGGAAAGGGGUUGUAUGCGGGACUAGUUAGUCUAAUGUUAUAAGCUACUACGAGUGUGGUCUGUAGUGUGCCCUACGGUCUUGCUACGGAGUUGCAGCUCUAUAGCUUAGUAGCAGGUGGUAACAUAGUAGAAAAAAUAGAAAUGAGUGUCUUUAAACAAAGUAUAGUGUUGUUAAAGGG